CCGGCCGGGGAGUGGAAGGCCAAAGACGGACAGGAGGGAGCUCGCUGCUGCUCCCCGCCAAAGCGCAGGCUCGGCCUGCCUCAUCCAGUGGGACGGCAAAGGGUCACUCUAAAAAUUGCUGCAGCAGGGUCUUGUCAGGUGGCUGCUGGUGGCUCCCCACCGGAUUUUCCUUCUCCCUCUCUCUGUCUCCACAGAUCCCUUCCCAAGAGGAGUCUCCUGCUAAAACUUCAUCAUCUCAAGUUGAGCUGCCACUUCACCCAGGAGGCAAGCUCUUGCCUGUGACAGUGUAUUUGCCAACAUGGCACCCAAAAAGAAGAUUGUCAAAAAGAACAAAGGCGAUAUCAAUGAGAUGACUAUAAUCCUAGAAGAUAGCCCCCUAAACAAACUGAAUGCUUUGAAUGGGCUACUAGAGGGAGGCAAUGGCCUUAGCUGCAUUUCUUCCGAACUAACAGAUGCGUCUUAUGGCCCCAACCUAUUGGAAGGUUUAAGUAAAAUGAGGCAGGAGAACUUCCUGUGUGACUUAGUCAUUGGUACAAAAACCAAAUCCUUUGAUGUUCAUAAGUCAGUGAUGGCUUCAUGCAGUGAGUACUUUUACAACAUCCUAAAAAAAGACCCAUCAACUCAGAGGGUGGAUCUCAAUGAUAUCUCACCGCUAGGCCUGGCCACUGUCAUUGCGUAUGCCUACACUGGAAAGCUCACUCUCUCCUUGUAUACAAUAGGAAGCAUUAUUUCUGCUGCUGUUUACCUUCAGAUCCACACUCUUGUAAAGAUGUGCAGUGAUUUUCUGAUACGGGAGAUGAGUGUUGAGAAUUGCAUGUAUGUAGUUAAUAUUGCUGAAACAUACUCCCUGAAAAAUGCAAAAGCAGCAGCACAGAAAUUUAUUCGGGAUAACUUCCUUGAAUUUGCAGAAUCAGAUCAGUUUAUGAAACUUACAUUUGAACAAAUUAAUGAACUUCUUAUAGAUGAUGACUUACAGUUGCCUUCUGAGAUAGUAGCAUUCCAGAUUGCAAUGAAAUGGCUAGAAUUUGACCAAAAGAGAAUAAAAUAUGCCGCAGAUCUUUUGAGCAAUAUUCGCUUUGGUACCAUCUCCGCACAAGACCUGGUCAAUUAUGUCCAAUCUGUACCAAGAAUGAUGCAAGAUGCUGAUUGUCACAAACUUCUCGUAGAUGCUAUGAACUACCACUUGCUUCCAUAUCAUCAGAACACAUUGCAAUCUAGGCGAACAAGAAUCCGAGGUGGCUGCCGAGUCCUCGUCACUAUUGGGGGACGUCCAGGCCUUACUGAGAAGUCCCUUAGCAGAGACAUCUUGUAUAGAGACCCUGAAAAUGGAUGGAGCAAGCUUACGGAAAUGCCAUCCAAAAGUUUUAAUCAGUGUGUGGCUGUGAUGGAUGGAUUUCUUUAUGUAGCCGGUGGUGAAGACCAGAAUGAUGCAAGAAAUCAAGCCAAGCAUGCAGUCAGCAAUUUCUGCAGGUACGAUCCGCGCUUCAACACCUGGAUACACCUGGCCAGCAUGAACCAGAAGCGCACGCACUUCAGCCUGAGCGUGUUCAACGGGCUUCUGUACGCCGCGGGCGGCCGCAACGCAGAAGGCAGCCUGGCCUCGCUGGAGUGCUACGUGCCCUCCACCAAUCAGUGGCAACCGAAGACGCCCCUGGAGGUGGCGCGCUGCUGCCACGCCGGCGCGGUCGCCGACGGCCGCGUGCUGCUGACCGGCGGCUACAUCGCCAACGCCUACUCGCGCUCGGUGUGCGCCUACGACCCGGCCAGCGACUCGUGGCAGGAGCUGCCGAGCCUGAGCACACCCCGGGGCUGGCACUGCGCGGUCACGCUGGGCGACAGAGUGUACGUGAUGGGCGGCAGCCAGGUGGGGCCGCGCGGGGAGCGCGUGGACGUGCUGACAGUGGAGUGCUACAGCCCCGCGACCGGCCAGUGGAGCUACGCGGCGCCGCUGCAGGUGGGAGUGAGCACUGCGGGCGCCUCGGCGCUGCACGGCCGCGCCUACCUGGUAGGGGGCUGGAACGAGGGCGAGAAGAAGUAUAAGAAGUGCAUCCAGUGCUUCAGCCCCGAGCUCAACGAGUGGACGGAGGACGACGAGCUACCCGAGGCCACCGUCGGCGUGUCCUGCUGCACCCUCUCGAUGCCCAACAGCGUGACUCGGGAAUCCCGGGCCAGUUCGGUGUCUUCCGUGCCAGUCAGUAUUUGAGCCCAGGUAGACGCAGGGACGCCGGAAGAACACGUUAUUUAUUUAUAGAGCCACGUGGUUAACCUUUGAGUUCGCGAAAAGGAAAAUAUUUAGCAUUUACUACACUGAUCGUAUGGUAAAACAUGUCGAGGCACAUGUCUUGAUGGCUUUAAAUUCCUGGUAUGGCAUAAUCUACCUCUGUGUCUUCUUUUUUUUUUUUUUUUUUUUUUUUUUUUCUUAGCAAAAUCCAGAGCCAUAGCCAACAAAAGAAAUUUAUUUCAGUGGCCACUGGGUGGCAGACGGAAUUCGUUACAGGCACUCUUCCAAGGCGGCACGUUUCCCGAAAGUAUAGCGGUUACACCCACAUUUGAGAUUUUUUUUCCUCCACACGUUAGUACACUUGAGGUUUAUGUAAGUGAUUUCGUGUUCAAAAGUUUAUUUUCCUCUCUCCUUUUUUCUUAACGAAGUUGAAGAUAUUCGUAUAGAUUUUAUUUAAAAAUGAAAAUCAUCGAUAUCCGUAAAGACUUAAGAUUUAAUUCUGUAUUUUAACGCAAUUCCCCCCCAUACUUGAUUGAGUAAAGGAUUUUGAAAGAUAUCCCAUGACAAUGUAAUAAAGCUUAAAACAAAAUCUGACUGAAAAGGAAUAGGGAUUCCACCCAGGGACUGCAGUUAAUAACCUUUGUGUUAGCCAAAAUUCCUCUUCCUCCAUACCUCAGGCCCCAGCGUAUUUUCUGCCAUAAUCCUGCUCUCAAUGAAGGAAUCGAUAUUAGUCAUUUAAUUUAUGGUGUAAAUUUGAGUCAUUUGGUUGUUUAAACUAGAAGUAUUUGCAUUUUAUCCCUUGUCCUCUAUUCAAGAAGAAUUUCAAGUACCCUGGGAGCCUCACCCUCACCCUAAAGGCUACACCAAUCUGUUGAAAGGAAGCCUUGGCCCUAAUGUAUGCCCUGGGAAGAUCACCAAAUAAAACUAUGUCCCUAAGGACCAUUAGCCUGAAGCUUAGAUAGCCUGAAGUUUGUACAACCAAGAACAGUAAAUCAAUUUACCCCCAUUAUUGUCAUUAUGUGACAAUAAUGAAAGAAAUAUUUGGAAUUUGUAGGUUUGGCAGAAACUGGAUGAAAGGGUUCUCCUGUUGGUAAAUGCCAUUGUUUCCCAUUUCAUAUGGAUCUUCCUGAUUUCUUAAGUAAAAAUCAAAUACGCAUCUCACAUAUAUAAAAAUAUAUGCUAAUUCUGUCCUAUUUUUAUUAAUUUCAUCUGCUCCAAAUUAACUUUAUAAAUCAAAGUGUAUCCACUUGAUAGCAUUUUUCUUACAUCUUUGCCAAGUUUUGGGGAAAGGGAAUGACUGUAGUAAAUGAUAUAUAUUUUCCUUUCUUAUAAUUUAUUACUUUAUUCUUUGACUGUUUUGGAGAGGAAGUGGCCUAUCAAUCAUGGGUUAUGUGCAAUUGGAUUUUGAAAAAUAAAACAAGAUAUUUAGAAAUUGAACAUGAGAUAUAUGGAAAUAUAAUUUGGUCUUCAUUAAUCUCAUCCUCUCCACCUUGUGUAGACAGGUUAUUGCUAGAGUUAUGAUGUUUAUUUCUAAAAUAUUUUAUUUGAACUGUGAAAAGUGGUUCAUAUAGUACCCUUUGUGGAACAAUUUUAUAUCAUUGCCCCUUAUGAAAAGUUUAACCUCUGAGUAUGUAAUGGUAACACUCAAGUAAGGGCUACCAAUGCUGUAAAUUUAGAACAAGGCAUUACUAAUGUAAAAACACUAGGCUGUUUCCUUAUCACACACAAAGAAUCUUUUACCUUACUAUAUGAGGAUGUGGUAUAUUACCUUGGUGUAUGUAUAUGUGAGUAUAUGUACAUACUCAUACAACUGAGAAGCGUAUAGUGUAUGGCUAAUUUUUAGAGAAAAAUGUGUCUUCUUGUGGAUUACAGAUCAUAAGUGGGCAAAUAGACAUAAUUCCUUGAUGCAUACUAAUAGAUGUGUUCCCAUUGAUGUUUUAGAAGUAUUAUAUGAAGAGGAGGACCUAGGGCUUGAAAUAAAUGAGAAUCAACCAAUUUAACAUUACAUGAUGGAAUACUGAGAAGAGAUACUGAAACUAGAGGGUUUUUCGUCUAUCAAAGCUUGAUAAAAUAAGUUGUGCAAAAACAUGGCAAUGGCUUUCUAGAGAUGAAACUGGAGACAUGUUAGAGCUGGAUAAAUCAUUUGAAAUCAUCAUUUAUUUUCUGAAGUGUUUAAAGACUCAGAAAACCACAUAUUUGAGCUUACCAGAUUCCUGGGUGCAUUGCUGUUCUACCUUCUGCUUCAACGGUUAGGAAAAUAAAGACCAAUAUGAAUUCAGAAUAUCAGAAUCUCUGACAUAACACGAUGGUGAGGAGUAUGGAACAUAAGGGUUGGUGAAAGUUCCAUAUCCUGGAACAUCUUGCAUUGCCAAUUUAAAUAUAUAAAAGUAUGCAGAAUCAAAGUAAUGUGUGUCCUUUUUCAUGUAUAAGGGAAACAUAUUUGUUAAACCAACUAUUGAAGUAGUAGCUCCUAGAAACCUUGUUUCUCCAGAUUUUCCAAGUGGAAAAUUUUUAGUAUGUUUUAAGCUUAUAUUCAAUUACACUCCCAAGUCUUAGGAUCCAAGCAUAUACUUCCUUUUAUUUUUUGUUAAAGAAAAGGACUUGUUAUUUUUGUAAUGUCUGAGUCCUGUAAUCAAAUAAAGCAUCAGUUCAACGUAUCAGAGAAAUAGCAUGUUACCCAGCAGCUGAAAUAAUAAAAUUCAAGCUCUCUUUUUCUGAAUGGGCCAGAGACCUGCUGAGAAAGUCUCCAGGAAGUGCACUGAAUGAACUUUAUUUUUACUUCCUAUGUUAUAAGAAUGGUUUUGAAUAGAAGGUGAGUGAUGGUACAGAUUUGUAUAAUUUUAAAAUAUGAUUAAAUGGUAGUGGAGUGUUAUGAGUGAGGAGGUAUAAUUGAGUACUCACUCAUAAGCUCAUAAGAAAGUGAGUACUGAAUGGUUCUAUGAUUUAAGGUAGAGCAGCAGUUACAAUAAGUGUAUUUUACAAACAUGCACGAAAAUAGAGGUUUACCAGGAAAUAUGCACAUGCUAAAAGGUCAAUUAUUUUAUUUUAUAUUUUUGCUGGUUAUCCUGGCCAAGUCUCUUCAGAAUUCAUCCAAGUUACUAGAUGAAAGAAACUCAAAUCACCUCAUUAAUUUUUUUCCCUUAGUUACAACCAGAUGAAUUUAUGUAAUCUCUCAAUGAGUUAGAUCCCUAUUCCAGCCACUGAUGAAUAUGUUCUCCAGCAAAGGCAGCAUUAAAAGGAAUUACUUUUCAGUAUUUCUUUUCAUGUCAAUAAAACCUACAGAAUAAUUUUCCAAACAGUCCUCUCUCUAUUGCUAAAGAACUAAACUCUCUAAAAUAAUAAAGAUUUACCCUCCAGCACAUUCACUGGGUAAAGACCAUUUAAUUUGCCCUCUCAGGGAAUUUGAAAUAAAUUACUUCUCUUAGAUAUUCUUUAAAAACUUUUUAUUUAUUCAGCAAACUUUGGCAAAAAAGUUUCUUUGUUUGCUUAAAACAUUCUGGUACUAUAUAAGGAACAACAAACUAAAAUGUAGGUCGUGUUAUUUUGUAAUCUCAUCACUCUCCGUAAAGCUGUAUUCAAUAAGAGCUUAGUCAAUGACUAAAUAUGGACAGUUCUGAAAUAUUCUUGCUCUGAUGACUGGGGUGUUUGUUUUUUUCUCUACUUAGUUUUCAUGAUGAUUCACCUAGACAAAACACCAGCAAAUGACAAGUAAUUGAAAAAAAUGUUUCAACAGCUUGAAGACUAGUGAAAGAAAAAGGUAUAAAACAUCAUUAGAGACGUGCUUUGUAAACUCAAAGAAAAGCCCAACUCCGGUCUAGCUUAGCCCUGACUAUUUAGAAGUCAUAGGUUAAGUGUCGUUUCUCUUCCUGUUUCCACCCUGACCACAGCCAGCUUGUCACAGGUGCACCAUCAUUUGCAACAAAACAUUUUAGGAAAUAAAAUCUCCUUGUGUAGACCAGCCCUCACAGCCUUUCUCUUCCACCUUACUCCUCCAAAUGAGCAGGUAAAAUGUAACCAACAUCAGAUGCUCAACCUUUGAUCUAAUUUAGUACUUAAACAAUAACAUUCAGUUGAGGCCAUCAUAACUAGGAAAUUCUACAUGGCAGGAUUACUUUUCAUAAACUUCUCCAAGCCCUGUAAUCAUAUAAAUAGACUAGACUAGCCUCAAACACAAAACAACUGGUGCCACAUUCCCAGUUUUGAGCAUACCAGCCAGAUGCCCCAGAGUUUCUUUGUGUUUUAUUUAAACUCCAUCGUUACUCCAAGCUUCCCUAUAGAUGUGUACGCCCUCCCACGACAAUCUUGGGGAUAUCUCCACUCUCAGUUACAGUGGGAAACUAAGUAGGAUUUAUUUCUGCUAGUCCAGGUAUUGAUGUGAUCUACAUCAAUUCUACCCCUCUCUUUUUCUGGCAGGAAAGGGUGCCACACCCCUGCAACCAAACUCCAUGUGGACCGUGGCCCCAGCCUCUCAGCUGAAAUGGCUUUGCUCUCCUUUUUAAAGAAAUGAAGGAAAAUGGAAAAAGAGACCAAGAAAAGAGGAUAGGAGUGGAAGAGUUGUGUGGGCUUGUUCUUCAGAAGGAAAAAGGCAAGGUAUAAUAGGGGAUCUGAGUACAUGUCCCCUCAUGGGCUUCUGUGACCUGUUGUCUUGCUAUAGCCCAGUGGGUGCUGCUGGGUUGAGGUGGAGGCUCACAGCCAUCUGGUCUACUUAGAUGCAAGGGAGCUAAGAAAAAAGUCUUCAUGUCCAAAAGGAAAAGUAAAGUUUUCAUAUAGCAUUGUCUCUGCACAAUGAAUGGCUAGUCAUCUUCACACUUGGUUAUCAAAGCAGUAAGGAGCUUCCCAGCCAAACUGGGGAGAGCUUAGUCAAUGACUAAAUAUGGACAGUUCUGAAAUAUUCUUGCUCUGAUGACUGGGGUGUUUGUUUUUUUCUCUACUUAGUUUUCAUGAUGAUUCACCUAGACAAAACAACAGCAAAUGACAAGUAAUUGAAAAAAUGUUUCAACAGCUUGAAGACUAGUGAAAGAAAAAGGUAUAAAAACAUCAGUAGAGACUUGCUUUGUAAACUCAAAGAAAAACCCAACUCUGGUCUAGCAUAGCCCUGACUAUUUAGAAGUCAUAGGUUAAGUGUGGUUUGCUUUACUGCCUCCCCUCAGCCACACUGCUCUGUCUCUGAUCACACCACAACAAUGCUCUCCUUUCCUGGGUGAUAAGACGUGUACUCAGCUCCCCUAUUACACCUUGCCUUUUUCCUUCUGAAGAACAAGCUCAGACAACUCUUGUAGCCUUUUCUCAAUUCAGUGCCCUUACAGGUCAAGAGCAUGUAUUAAAUGUUUUCUGGAAGCCUUGA
This is a messenger RNA of Callithrix jacchus (white-tufted-ear marmoset), 7565 nucleotides long. It is a transcript of the gene KLHL31, whose product is annotated as kelch like family member 31. Gene Ontology annotation, biological process: negative regulation of JNK cascade; negative regulation of protein phosphorylation. Gene Ontology annotation, cellular component: nucleus. The record is from RefSeq and is a predicted model, not a curated record. Lineage: Eukaryota; Metazoa; Chordata; Mammalia; Primates; Cebidae. Gene Ontology annotation, molecular function: protein binding.